GGGUUAACAAAUCAAUUAAAUUAUCAAACAAACAGAAUGAUUACUGAAUGAAAUAUUUUCAUGUCUCAAUAAAAAAAUAAACAAUUCAUUUUAGAGAAUAAGCUCAAAAUGGUCAGCAAAAAGUGUUGUCGUCGGUGUUACGUAGGAACAAUAGUAUAUAUAUUAGUUCUAUUACUUCUGAUAUUUAUAGUAUUAUUCGUCAUAAUCCCUUUAGCCUUCAAAUUCAGUACUGAAAUACAAAGAAAUCUAGUUUUUCCCACUUGGUAUGUACAACCAAAGAAUUACUCAAAUAUCCAUAAAUAUCAGUUGAAAGGAGUAAGAAAUCUCUAUGUGAAAGUUAAUGAACAGAAGAAUAUUACCCUUGGAGUUUUACAAAUACUACCAUCUGAAUUAUUGUCAGAAUUCGUAAAGAAUGAUGAAUAUGACUAUGACAGCAUUUUGAAGAAUCCUAGAUACAAUGUAUUAUUGUAUUUUCAUGGAAACGGACAAGAUCGCUUAGAAGCCAUAGGAACUUUUAGGGUAUUAAGGAAAUUCUUUUAUGUAAUAUCAUUUGAUUACAGAGGUUAUGCAGACUCUUCUAUGGCAGAACUUACAGAAAAUGGAGUAGUUGAAGAUAGUGUAGCAUUAUUCAAGUAUCUGAGGAAUUUAACAAAAUCUCGAAUAUUUUUUUGGGGCCACUCAAUCGGUACUGGAGUAGCUCUACAUACAGCAGCUUCACUGAAAUCACAGAACUUGAUACCAACAGGGGUCAUGCUAGAAGCCCCUUUCACAUCAGUUACUGACGUUAUGAAAGAAAACCCUUUGGUGAAAAUGUACUCCUGGCUUCCUUGGUUUUCUUAUACUAUGAUAGAUCCAAUGGUUGAAAAUGGAUUUGACUUUAAUUCCCAAGAAUAUAUUUUAAAUGUGGAUUGCCCCGUAAUGAUCAUACAUGCUAAAGAUGAUGAAAUAAUCCCUUACCAAAUUGCUACAAAGUUAUACAAUAUUGCAAAAGCAAAUAGAAAUAGCACUUAUCAAGGUGAUGUUACUUAUCAUUUGUUAGAGGCCAUUGGAUAUGGUCAUGAAUGGAUCAGUGAAGAACCUGCUCUUCCAGACUACAUUAGUGAAUUUAUUGAGAAAGCAGUCCAGUUCGAGACAAACAUAACAAGUAAAAGACUCUUGAAUCAAACAAUAGUUUGAGCAGCUAAUUUUAUUUGUGAUAGUACCCUAUACAUAUAUACAUAUAAUAUAUAUUUUAUUUUUUUAUCCAGAAUUAUACAAGAAUUCAAACAAAA
This is a messenger RNA of Harmonia axyridis, 1271 nucleotides long. Its product is annotated as lysophosphatidylserine lipase ABHD12-like. Gene Ontology annotation, molecular function: monoacylglycerol lipase activity; phosphatidylcholine lysophospholipase A1 activity. The record is from RefSeq and is a predicted model, not a curated record. The transcript has 7 exons. Gene Ontology annotation, biological process: phosphatidylserine catabolic process; monoacylglycerol catabolic process. Bases 109 to 1176 code for a protein of 355 amino acids. NCBI's taxonomy places the organism in Eukaryota, Metazoa, Arthropoda, Insecta, Coleoptera, Coccinellidae. Gene Ontology annotation, cellular component: endoplasmic reticulum membrane.